Symbiodinium necroappetens is the source of this 570-nucleotide messenger RNA. NCBI's taxonomy places the organism in Eukaryota, Dinophyceae, Suessiales, Symbiodiniaceae. The record is from the annotation of a GenBank genome assembly.
AUGUCCUCCAUCUCCAUCAUGUUUGUGCCUGUGCAGCUUGUCGAGAAGGUGGAGAAGCAGAGUGAAGUGGAGAGCAGGGCAGCACAUGACAGCGACGUCGACACCGUCGAGAACUCCAGCUCCUCGCAGGUCCCUUCGCCUCGGCCAGAGACUUGCGAGGAAGGCGAAUGCAGCGUGGUCGUGAGGAGCACGUUUAUCGAGUUGAGUGAUGGCAGCCUCAUGCACCACUACAGGCGUCUGCGUCGAUUCCGGACCGACUCCGUCUUGAUAGAGUUCUCUCCAGAAGAGGCGUACGAGCCUGGCAAAUUCAGCAACUCCAAGCUGCAGAGCGCUGGCACGGUGGCAGACAAGGGCUUCCGCCACGAGGCGCCCUCGGCACAGCAGGUAUCUCAGGUCCCAACACGAACUACGGUCAUGUUGCGGAACAUUCCGAACAACUACACCCGGGACAUGUUCUUGGAGUUGUUGGACCAACACGGCUUCGCGGGGCGCUACGACUUCGCCUACCUGCCUUGCGACUUCUGCAGGGACGCCAACCUUGGCCGCCCGGUCUUGCUAGAACUGGUUUAG